Oxyura jamaicensis (ruddy duck) is the source of this 2571-nucleotide messenger RNA. It is a transcript of the gene DRAM1, whose product is annotated as DNA damage regulated autophagy modulator 1. Lineage: Eukaryota; Metazoa; Chordata; Aves; Anseriformes; Anatidae. Gene Ontology annotation, cellular component: lysosome. The coding region runs from base 526 to 1176 and encodes 216 amino acids. The transcript has 6 exons. The record is from RefSeq and is a predicted model, not a curated record. Gene Ontology annotation, biological process: regulation of autophagy.
CUUAAAACCAUUUCCCCCCACGCGUGUGAAGAUCCAACCCCCAGGAAAUUUGCAAGCCGAGGUGUGCUCGAAAGCCCAGGGCGGGCGGGUUUUGUACACGGGGCGGGGGGGGGAACCCCAGCCGAGGCUGUUAAAACCCGGGCACCCCCCGGCAGCCGAGGGGCGAGCGCGGCCACCCCGGCCGGGCCCCCCGCUCCCCGCCGUUGGCCGCCGUUGGCCGCCGUUGGCCGCUGCUAGCCGCCGUUAGCCGCCGUUAGCCGCGGUCAGGGCGGAGCUCCCGUCGCCCCCAAGGGCGCUGCCUCAGCGGGGCAGCGCCGAGAACCGAAAGCGAAGGGAAAGCGGCGGGAAACGGGGCGGGGGAUCCCCGGCGCCGCUGGGGAAAGGCGGCAGCGCCGCGCCGCUGCCUGGCGGGGGAAAAACACGCGUGGGGCAGGACGGUGGGAACCGGCCGGAGGUGCGUGCGUGUGCCCCGUGAGCCCUCGGCGUGCCCCCGUGUGUGUGAGACUCCGGGGUGCUCCCGGCCCGAUGCCGCGGGCAGGGCAGCAGCGGGCGAUGCUGUGCUUCAUGCCCGGCGUGGCUUUCGUCCCCGCUUUGCUCGUCACCUGGUCCUCGGCUGCCUUCAUCAUCUCCUACGUGAUCGCCGUGCUGGCGGGACACGUCGAGCCCCUCGUCCCCUACAUUAGUGACACUGGAACUAAACCUCCUGAGAGUGGUAUCUUUGGUUUUAUGAUUAACAUUUCAGCACUUUUAGGUGUAAUUACAAUGUAUAUCAGAUAUUUAAUAAUAAAGAAGCAAAAUGAGUCAUCGCACUUUAUUAGGUCUUCGUGCAACAUGUUCUCGUUAUGCAUUGGAUUGAUGGGUUGUACUGGAAUGGGCAUAGUUGCAACUUUUCAGGAGCUGUCUGUUCCCAGCGUCCACGACAUAGGAGCUUUGGUGGCAUUUGGCUCUGGUGUUGUAUACAUAACACUUCAAUCUAUAAUCUCUUACAAGUCCUGUCCACAAUGGAACACGUACUUUGUGUGUCACAUAAGGAUGGCCAUAUCUGUAAUAUCAUGCAUUGCUUUUGUUCCCAUGAUUGUAUUUGCUUCAAAAAUUUCGAUGACAAAAAUUGAUUGGACUCCAGGUGAAAAGAGAGUUUCAUUAAGGAUAUCAACAGAGAUACAUGAAGACUCCUGAUAGAGAAGAAAAUUAUAUUUUAUAUUGAAGAAUAUUCUAAGUUUCUUUUUACUUAUGGAAAAUGUUGCAGAAGGACAGGGAUUUUAAAUUUUAUAAAGAAACCAUGCCAUUAAUUCUGCAACACCUGUAACGGCAUCUACCAAAACAUUUUAAAUACUAGCAGCAAUAUUCCUGCCUUUUUUUUUUUUUUUUUUUCAAAAUUUUGUAAUUUUAAUACUGUUUCAUAUAUUAAAAAUACUGCAGUAGAGGUAAUCUAUAGCAGCACUUCAAGGUCAUUAAAAACGUGGACCUCCUCAGCUCUUCCCUUUUGGACAUAGCCAUAUAUAGAUAUAUAUAUUCGUUUGUUAUAGUCUGCUAAGUAACAUUAGUUUUAAACAUGAGAAAGUACAAUCUGCAAAUAGUUUGGAAUGUCUAAAGCAUUAGACAACACUAAAGUUGAAUUUUGGCUCUUAAGUUGCAAGAACUGUGGAGGAAGAUGUGAGCAGAAGCGGGCAUCUUUGUUUCAAGACUUGAGAUUUGCAGUUAGUGGGUUGGAAUACAAUGCUACAAAUUUGUGAUUGUGGACGCUAUACAAAUAUAGAUCCUAGAAGUUUAAACUACUGCUUGAAAAAUGUUUUCAAAUCAUCACUGCAAUAUAUGUUGUAAAAGUCUACUCCUUUUUUUUUUUUUUUUCCCUUUUAUGCAUUGCUGACCAUGAGAAGCUUAAAACUGCUGUGGAAUAGAAAAGAAAUUUACAUUUAUGCAGGAUCUACUCAAGAGAAGUCUUACUGCCAUCUGGUUAAUACAGAGCAGAAGUUUUCAAGUCUGUGUUUUAACCUACAAAAAUGGAAUGAAGAGGUCUCCAGAAAGUCACUGAGAGUGAAUGGAAAACAAGAAGAGGAAGAGACACCAGUAGUUUCACUAGUUUUCAGAUAUUCAGUUAUACAUGUAUGAAUAUUAUAUAUGGGAAAAAAAAAAAAAAAAAAAAAAAAAAAAGAAAGAAUCCUGGACAGCUUCUGUGGUUAAAGUAUAGCAUAGUUACUGCUAUAAAUGCACUUCUGUAAUGAAACUGUAACUGAGAAGUAAUAUGUUAAAAGUACCUGGAGGCAAAAUGGUCUUUUAUGGACUGAUUCACUACCUCCGUUUAAUGCAUUAACCACUUGCCUAUCAAUCAAGUUCUGUGAAAAUCAAAUUUGCCAUGGUGUAUUACAGUUUAUGCAGAAACUUUCAUGAUUGUGAAUUGUUAAUUUUCCAUGAGAUAAAAGAAAUGUGUAUUUUGGAAAGUGAUGUCUGCUGUUGGUAUUUCCUUUAAUGUGUAUUUUAAACUGUACUAAAUUCAGCUGUUUCACAGCUUAAAGAGCCCAUGUUUUCUUUGUGUUCUCCAAAUAAAAAUAGUAAAAAUGUUUUCUACUGGCA